GCUGGCUAGCAAGCAGCCAAAUGAAGAUGACUUUUAUAUUCAGUCCAAUUGAAAAUUUGAACAAGCUUGUCUGGCACAAGAUAAGGUUCACAUAAUACUAGUUUCACAAUCAUCCAAUGAAAUAAUAGUAGUGUUAUUAGAGUGCGUCUGUCUCCGGACUCAGCAGUUAACUAUCCGACUAAAUCAAAUUUCGCUGUGCUAAACAGCAAACAUCUACAGUAGCAAUCUUAGUCGCCAUCAGUAAAGAGCACUUACCUAACGGGAUGGGGUUCAUUUUAAAAGGGGUUUUGGGGCUGGUUUUGGCCACGCUUGCAUAUUUAGUUGUAAUUUAUUAUAAACUCAGUUAUGUACCAGAAGUUCCCGUAUUCCCGGAAACAUGGUGGGGCAAAGGUGAACCAGGAAAAGAAGAUAUCUCAAUUAAACCGUUUAAAGUUGAUGUUUCCAAACAGAUUCUGGAUGAUUUGAAGCAACGAUUGGAAAAUGCCAUUCCACUGCAGCCUCCUUUGGAGGGCGUAAAACAAACUUAUGGCAUGAACGGCAAUUUGCUCCAGAAGGUGGUGGAUUAUUGGAAAAAUAACUACAACUGGACGGAGAGACAGAACUUCCUAAACCAGUACCCACAUUUCACCACCAGCGUUCAAGGCUUGAAAAUACAUUUCAUUCGUGUUAAACCCCAGAUAAGCAAAAACUCAGACAUUAGAGUGGUGCCCUUAUUGCUUGUCCACGGAUGGCCGGGAUCAGUUCGGGAAUUUUAUGAAAUAAUCCCCAUAUUGAGCAAACCUCAAAAAGGAAGAAAAGUGGUAUUCGACUUGAUUAUCCCAAGUUUGCCCGGUUAUGGAUUCUCAGAAGCUACAAGCAAACCAGGCUUAGGACCCGAACGAAUCGCGCAAAUUUUCAAAAAUCUCAUGAAGAGAUUGGGAUAUGAUAAAUUUUAUGUUCAGGGAGGAGAUUGGGGAUCGGUCAUCACUUCGCACAUGUCGGUUGUUUAUCCAGAAAAUGUGCUGGGUCUUCAUUUAAAUAUGUGCGCUUGCAUAUCGAAAUGGUGCAGUCUUAAAAUAGCGCUUAUAGGAGCUACAUUCCCAUCUCUGCUCGCCACUGAAGAAGAACUACCAUUAUUCGCUCCAGUUUCCGAAAAAUCAGCCGAAGUUUUGCUUUUGGAAAUGGGAUACGCACAUAUUCAGUCCACUAAACCGGACACAGUUGGCGUUGCUUUAAGAGACAGUCCCGUCGGACUCGCUGCCUACAUUCUGGAAAAGUUCACCACAUGGACGAACAGAGAAUGGAAAAACUUGGAAGAUGGAGGGCUGACUAGAAAAUUCACUCUAGAUCAAUUGCUGGAUAAUGUGAUGAUCUACUGGGUAACUCGAUCUAUUACCACAUCCCAAAGGCUUUACUCAGAAACGUUCAAUAAGAAAAUGGCUGUUUUUGGAUUGGACGAUAUUCCUUCCAAAGUGCCGACUGCAUGUGCCAGAUUCGCUAAUGAAAUCCUUACUCAUCCAGAGUCGCUAAUAAGGCUGAAAUACCCAAAUUUAGUGCAAUCUAAAAUCUAUCCAGAUGGUGGGCAUUUCGCUGCUUUCGAGCUUCCAGAGGUGUUGGCUGAAGAUGUGUAUAAUUUUGUGGAGAAAAUUUUGUAAAUGUUAAAUAAGUUUCAGUUUAAAUUAAAUAUGUUCUUGUUACCCGUUUAAGGCGUUUUACAAAACACAUAAAGUCCUGAUAGGUUUAAGAUUCCAGAACAAAUCAAAAUAAAUGCAAUUUCAUUUUUGA
This is a messenger RNA of Dendroctonus ponderosae (mountain pine beetle), 1764 nucleotides long. Its product is annotated as juvenile hormone epoxide hydrolase 1. Bases 264 to 1634 code for a protein of 456 amino acids. Gene Ontology annotation, molecular function: epoxide hydrolase activity. Gene Ontology annotation, biological process: epoxide metabolic process. The record is from RefSeq and is a predicted model, not a curated record. The transcript is spliced from 8 exons. Lineage: Eukaryota; Metazoa; Arthropoda; Insecta; Coleoptera; Curculionidae.